This is a messenger RNA of Onychostruthus taczanowskii (white-rumped snowfinch), 2235 nucleotides long. RefSeq names its product adenosine deaminase RNA specific B2 (inactive) (gene ADARB2). The transcript is spliced from 10 exons. Gene Ontology annotation, cellular component: cytoplasm; nucleolus. Bases 1 to 2235 code for a protein of 744 amino acids. Lineage: Eukaryota; Metazoa; Chordata; Aves; Passeriformes; Passeridae. Gene Ontology annotation, molecular function: tRNA-specific adenosine deaminase activity; double-stranded RNA adenosine deaminase activity; double-stranded RNA binding. Gene Ontology annotation, biological process: RNA processing; adenosine to inosine editing. The record is from RefSeq and is a predicted model, not a curated record.
AUGACAUCCGUCCUGGGCAGCGGCAGGGCGUCGGGAGGGCCGAGCGGGCAGCUGAGAUGCAAGUCCAAGAGAAGGAGGAGGAGGAGAUCAAAGAGGAAAGAAAAACUAAGCAUACUGUCAACCUUCAUAGCACCGUUCAAGUACCUGAGCCCUGGCCCGACCACCAUGGAGGAUGAAGACAAUUUAAGUACCAGCAGUGCAGAAGUAAAGGAAAAUCGAAACAUUGGCAACUUGGAGGAUCAUCCAAUAGCAUCUACUGAUAGGGCAAGAGGGGGAACAACUAGCAGUAAGAGGAAAAGACCCUUAGAGGAAGGCAAUAAUGGCCAUUUCUGCAAACUUCAGCUUAUCUGGAAGAAAGUUUCAUGGUCAGUGACGCCAAAGAACGCUCUGGUUCAGCUACACGAACUCAAACCAGGAUUACAAUAUAAAAUGGUGUCCCAGACAGGUCCAGUGCAUGCUCCAGUCUUUGCUGUUGCUGUGGAAGUAAACGGACUUACGUUUGAAGGCACAGGCCCCACAAAAAAGAAAGCCAAAAUGCGCGCUGCAGAGCUAGCUCUCAAGUCAUUUGUUCAGUUCCCCAACGCUUGCCAAGCCCACUUCGCCAUGGGAAACUGCAUCAGCCCAUCCACGGACUUCACUUCCGACCAGGCAGACUUCCCAGACACUCUGUUCAAGGAGUUCGAACCAUCCACACACAGCGAGGACUUCUCAGUCUACAAGCCGGUCAAUAACGAGCUGCUCUCCACCGCCUACCGGCACGGGCGCCUGCUGUGCCACACGCUGGACCUGAUGGGCCACGCCAAGCCGGGCAAGCACAGGAUGGCCAAGGCGGAGAGCGAGAAGAACCCGGUGGUGCUGCUCAAUGAGCUGCGCUCCGGCCUGCGCUACGUCUGCCUCUCGGAGACGGUGGAGAAGCAGCACAUCAAGAGCUUUGUGAUGGCCGUGAGAGUGGACGGCAGAACGUUUGAAGGCUCAGGACGUAGCAAGAAGUUGGCCAAGGGGCAAGCGGCGCAGGCGGCCUUGCAGGCCCUCUUUAACAUUCGUCUGCCCAGCCACAUUCCCAGCAGGAGUAAAUGUCACCACUUGCCACAGGAUUUUGCUGACUCCAUAUACCAAAUGGUUGCACAGAAGUUCCAGGAGCUGACAGACAAUUUCACUUCCAUGCAUGCACGCCACAAAACUCUUGCAGGCAUUGUGAUGACCAAAGGUUUGGACAUCAGGCAAGCUCAGGUUAUUGUGCUGUCAUCGGGUACCAAAUGUAUAAAUGGGGAAUACAUAAAUGACCAAGGGCUUGCGGUCAACGACUGCCAUGCAGAAAUUGUGGCAAGAAGGGCAUUUGUUCACUUCCUCUACUCACAGCUGGAGCUACACUUAAGCAAACGGCGAGAAGACUGGGAGCGAUCAAUCUUCGUGCGAUUAAAAGAAGGAGGCUACAGGCUGCGGGAGAACAUCCUGUUCCAUCUGUACGUGAGCACUUCACCCUGCGGAGACGCGCGCCUUAACUCCCCCUACGAAAUCACAACCGACUUGAACAGCAGCAAGCACAUAGUGAGGAAAUACCGUGGGCACCUGCGGACAAAGAUCGAGUCUGGCGAAGGGACCAUCCCAGUGCGGUGCCCCAACGCAGCGCAGACGUGGGACGGCGUGCUGCUGGGAGAGCAGCUCAUCACCAUGUCCUGCACUGACAAAAUCGCCAGGUGGAACAUCCUUGGGCUCCAAGGCGCUCUGCUCAGCUCCUUCAUCGAACCCCUGUACUUGCACAGCAUCAUUGUGGGAAGCCUGUGCCACACUGGCCACCUGUCCCGGGUGAUGAGCCAUAGGAUAGAAGACAUUGGUCAGCUGCCAGCUUCCUACCGGCGCAAUCAGCUGCUCCUCAGUGGGGUGAGCCACGCCGAUGCUCGGCAGCCCGGAAAAUCUCCCGGCUUCAGCGUGAACUGGAUCGCGGGGAGCGCGGAGCUGGAGGUGAUCAACGCCACCACGGGCAAGCGGAGCUGCGGGGGCCCCUCACGGCUCUGCAAGCACAUGUUCUUCACCCGCUGGGCCAAGCUGCACGGCAAGCUGAGCACACGAGUACCAAGCCAUGGAGAGAUGCCAUCAGUGUACAGCGAGGCAAAGCUGGUGGCUCAGACAUACCAGUCUGUUAAGCAGCAGCUGUUUAAAGCAUUUCAGAAAGCUGGCCUGGGAACCUGGGUGAAGAAACCCCCAGAGCAAGAUCAGUUCCUACUAACUGUGUAA